Messenger RNA from Hyla sarda, 3920 nucleotides. Its product is annotated as zinc finger protein 660-like. The record is from RefSeq and is a predicted model, not a curated record. Gene Ontology annotation, biological process: regulation of transcription by RNA polymerase II. NCBI's taxonomy places the organism in Eukaryota, Metazoa, Chordata, Amphibia, Anura, Hylidae. Bases 79 to 1929 code for a protein of 616 amino acids. The transcript is spliced from 15 exons. Gene Ontology annotation, molecular function: DNA-binding transcription activator activity, RNA polymerase II-specific; RNA polymerase II cis-regulatory region sequence-specific DNA binding. Gene Ontology annotation, cellular component: nucleus.
CGUCAAAAGUGUGGCGACACACUACUCAGCAGAGUGAACGGAGACAGUGUUAUACGGGAGGUCACAGGACCUGAGUUGAUGGUGAUGAUGGAGGAACAUCAGGAGUCAGUGGAUGUUUCCAGUAAAAUAUGUCUUGGUGCCAGAUAUCCACAGGAAUACCAUCUUUUGCCACAGGAACAUCAGGGUAGAAACAUGUCCACCUUUAAAACUGAACCUGUAUGUGAGGAUGAAAUGAAUCUUCAGAAGUAUAAGGAGCAGAGGACGCCUUUGGACAUUACACGAUAUGCUUCCAGUAAAAUUUGUUUUGGUGCCAGAUAUCCACAGAAGAUCCAUCUUUUCCCACAACAACCUCAGGGUAGAAACAUAUCCAUCAUUAAAGCUGAAUCUGUAUAUGAAGAUGAAAUGAAUCUUCAGAAGUGUAAGGAGCAGAGGAUGCCUUUGGACAUUGCACAAGAUGUGCUCAGGAAAAAGUGUCUUGGUUCUGGAAAGCCACAGGAAAACCAUCAGAUCCCAAAGGAGCAUCAGAGUAGAAACAUGGCCACCAUUGAAUUGAUAGAUAAAGAGGUUGUGACUCCUGUUGAAGUCAUGCCAGAUGUAUCCGGUACGGUAAUAAAACAAAUGCCUCUCUGUCCUAAAAAGGCUCAAAGGAUGAGAAAACCUAUCAAGUCUGAAAUUCUGAGGUUUGGGAAAGCAGAGAGGAGAUUGCAAAUUGAAGUGGAGGACCAUUAUAUGGGUGAUGAAUUUCUUUGCAAGGAGGAAAAGCAGUUCUCGUAUAUUAGCACAGAUGGAUACAGUCAAAGCAAAGCACCAGAGAGAUGUUCACAGAAAUAUACAGAUUAUCGCUAUGUCCCACAGGAUGAUGAGGCUCUGAACCUGACUUCUUAUGAGAAGAAUAUUUUACACUCAAGGAUGAAAGUAAACGCUCUCAAUCCAGAUGGAUCCAGUAGCAGAAGUAGACCUGACUCCGAUUGUUCGGACGAUUACAGGACCACAGAGGACUGCCAGAUGGAUUGCCUAGAGGAUGGAACAGAUGAGACCAUAUCACAGAGUGACAGCGAGGAAGACCUAUAUCUAACAGCUGACCAGAGGGUUAAGCAAGAGCAUGCUAAGGAAAGAGAGUACAAUAUAGGUUAUGACGUUACAUAUGACUGCAGUGAAGAGAUGUAUCACUCAGCUACAACAUCCAGAGCCACAAGCUUCAUAUCAAAUUGUGAGGCGUUCGGCGGAAAAGUUGUGGAGGCAAAACAAUUUAUAUGUUCAGAAUGUGGGAAAAGUUUUAGCCUUUAUUCUUACCUCACCAAGCAUCAGCGAUCUCAUUCUGGGGAGAAGCCGUUUUCCUGCCUUCAGUGUGGCAAAUGUUUUACUUAUAAACCAAGUCUUGUUAGUCAUCAACGGGUUCAUACCGGGGAAAAGCCAUUUUCUUGCACUGAAUGUGGGAAACUGUUUUCCAGUAAAUUCAAUCUAAAAAUGCAUGAGAAAAUCCACACGGGAGAUAAGCCAGUAGUCUGCCCAGCUUGCGGGAAGUGUUUCAGCAAUAAUCCAGCUCUUGUGAAGCAUUUGAGGAUUCACACAGGUGAAAAGCCAUUCUCCUGUCAGGAGUGUGGCAAGUUUUUCUCCAGCAAGUCUGGUCUUAAUGCCCACCUUAUCAUCCACACAGGCGAGAAACCAUAUAUGUGUUCAGAAUGUGGGAAAUCUUUUGCCAACCAUUCCAACCUUAUUUCACACCGGAUUAUCCACACAGGAGAGAAGCCGUAUGUAUGCCCUGAGUGCGGCAAAGGUUUUGCCAACCAGUCCAACCUUGCCAAACACAAAGUGAUUCACACAGAGGAAAAACCAUUUCUGUGCAUGGAGUGUGGAAAGUUUUUUACCCGGAAGGGAAGCCUUGACAAACAUCGAAUGAGAAUUCACGAAAAGAUGAAAUUAGUUUAGUUAUUGCUAGAAUUCUAAAUAACAAAAUGUUAGUGUCACCUGAAAUACAUGGCCCCCACUUUUGUUUUAGUCUAGCUUUUUCAUAAGUUUUAUGAGUUCCACCGCAAUCACGUAGAUCAAAAACAAUAGGCAGAUAUAGACAUUCAUUCAACUGUUUAAGUGCUUAUUCUUGUCUGCAGGGGGCAAUAUGCUUGGCCAAAUAGUGAACAGGAUUGGAAAACAACAACCACUUUUGAAAUAGGAAUUCGGGUUGUCACUUCCCCUACUCCCCUGUGCAGUACAAACAAAGUGCAAUACCUUGCAGAAAGCAACAAUGAGCCGAGGAAGAAAAAUUGGUGCGCAAGGAUCUUGGGUAUUUAGUGAUAACAUUGACUUUCCCUUGGCACUGGGCUGUGUUCCACUGAUCACAUCAGAUGUAGCUGGAAUCAUAUUUGGAGGGGCAGCUCCUCUCAUUCAUGGAAAAAAACUUGGAGUAAGCUGGAGCCAGACUACAUUACCAACAUCUGAUAAAAACUUGAGGAACAAUGCAGACUUGGAGGGAGGAUAUCUUCUCUUAAAAUUUGUUCCAGACUCUUCCAGUCUCUAUCGUCAUGGAAAAGUUAAUCGGAGAUGUUAUAAACUGUGCGAAAAAAGUCGCCCCCUCCCUCAUACCUUUUUUAGCAGGUUCCACAAUCCUAUUUAAAAUAAAAAAAAGAUUUUUAUAUUUUUAUUAACUAAAUUUUCAAAAGGGCAAAUAGAUGGAAACAGGCCCAUUUUCUUAGAGAAAAUGAACAGUCAAUCUGACAUGGCUCCAGGACCAGAAAACAUUGGCUCCACUUUAUAUAGUUCUGGCAAUCAGGGUCCUACAUGCCCACAGUCUGGCAAACACUAAAAAAUGAUCAGGAUACAACUUGGGCUUCCAACGGUUAAACUUGGUGACUUUUGGUUACUUUACAUACACAUAAAUAUGUGUAUUUAUGAGUGAAAUAGGUAGGGUAGUGUCUUGUGGGUUUUCAUACAUUUAUGUAGAAAUUAAAUGUAAUUUAAAAAAAAUUACAAGUCUUACCAAGCCAUCAAGAAAACUGGGGGAGAUUCUCAAAAACUUCUGUAAUUUCUGUUUCUGCGAUAUUAUUCACACCUUUUUUUUUUCUCCUCACAUUUUCAAAUGUCUUUUGACUGCUUUGAAAAUAUUUCUUUGUUGUUGCAGCCGUAUUGAAUAUUUUUUUGCGCCAAAAUUGACGUUUUUCUCGUCAAAUUUUACAUCCCAGAAAAUUCUGUCGGAAACAUCUCACAAAAUAUUCCAUGGUUACUAGUGUCCAGUUAAGCGAUAACUGUUUUUUUGUUUUACAUUUUUCAAUAAUUAUUUAUUUUUCUAAUGACUUAAAUGACACCCUUUCAAAAAAAAUAAAUAAAUAAACAAUAAACCAAAAACCAUUUCUUUGAUUUCUACACUACUGGGGUGACAUUUUUUAUGUAAACUGGAUUUUGACCCCUUUGAAAAUAUCAUGUAAAGCGGACAAUAUAUGUGGACACGCCCACUUUUACAAAACUGAUGUGAACGGUGUAAACCACAGCACAAAGCUCUUUGAAAAUACUUUUUUGGCGCAAAAUUCUUUGAUAAUCUCCCCCAAUGUCUAUUAUCAUUGUAUUCUAUUAAGGAUAUUCCUUUUUUUUUUUUUCUUUUUUUAAACAUCAAAAUUUGUAUCAUACAUUUUGUGUGUUUGUGAAUAAAUUAUAAAGGGAGAACAGGGAUGUUCUGAUGUUGGCUCUGAACAGUUGAAUUUAGACCUUGGGAUCCAUGGGAUAAUAAAGAAGUUAGUUUAUGGUAAAUAAUACAGAAAAUGAAGGGGAAAAGUUGUUACAGCCCUGAUUUACACUCAAAGAUGAAAAAACAUAAUGCAUCAUGCUAUGUCUUAGGUAGUUACGUAAAUGAUUAUAGGUGUCGUAUGGUUAGACACUGGGUCCUACCACAAGAGGAUGUACGAGUACUUUUCUUUUCCCUGCUGUAUUAU